GCUCCGCCACCGCUUUUGUGAGCGUUUAUUGAUUGAUCGGAAGUUUCUCUCUCUUUCUAACUACCGCCGCAAAAUUCCCUCAAGUCCACCGUCGCCGUCACUGGUUUGUUGGUGAUGGGGCUACUGGACCAGCUGUGGGAUGACACGCUUGCCGGACCGACGCCGGACUCCGGCCUCGGCAAGCUCCGCAAGCACCCGACCUUCGCUUCUCGAUCCGCCUCCCCUAAGGAAUCCAAUGGGAAGAGUUACGAGGAAGGAACGACGUCGUCAGAGGAGGCUGUCAGAGUUUCGAGGAGAAUUAUGAUUGUAAAGCCACCUGGUUACCAAUACGGUUCACCACCGGUCUCACCAGCCGCCUCUUCCACCCCACCGACUUCUCCGUUUUCCGGUAGAGAAUCAUUCAGAUUUCGAAGAAGAUCGACAUCGGAUGCUUAUGGGAAGACAACAAACGAAGUCGGACCUCGGACUCCUACUUCUCCUUUUGACAUGUGAGAUAUGAUGCCAUAAUCUUCGACUCCAAAACUUAGGCAGAUGAGAUGAUGAAUGACAAUCUUCACGUCUUUUAGGAUUACGGUGUUUAAUAUUGUCCAUAGUUUUUGGUCGAAAAAUGUUAAAAAGACUUUUUACUGUGUCGUUUGUUCAUAUGAUAUAGUUUGAAUUAUAUAAGUAUGUUUUGGCUAUAUGUUAUGGGUAGGGUUGUCAAUAUUGUGAACGAUCAUCUAAGAAAGAUUUUGGCUGUGGGGUAAAAUCCUUUUGUGUAUUAUAUGAGUUAUGGUUUGUACUUUGUAGUUUAUCAUAAUGUCUCAAUUAUCAAUGAUGGUGUCUUUAGUUGUGUACA
Messenger RNA from Benincasa hispida (wax gourd), 838 nucleotides. RefSeq names its product dormancy-associated protein homolog 3-like. The record is from RefSeq and is a predicted model, not a curated record. NCBI's taxonomy places the organism in Eukaryota, Viridiplantae, Streptophyta, Magnoliopsida, Cucurbitales, Cucurbitaceae.